This is a messenger RNA of Onychostoma macrolepis, 2404 nucleotides long. RefSeq names its product plasmolipin (gene pllp). NCBI's taxonomy places the organism in Eukaryota, Metazoa, Chordata, Actinopteri, Cypriniformes, Cyprinidae. Gene Ontology annotation, cellular component: membrane. The transcript has 8 exons. The record is from RefSeq and is a predicted model, not a curated record. The coding region runs from base 642 to 1169 and encodes 175 amino acids. Gene Ontology annotation, biological process: myelination. Gene Ontology annotation, molecular function: structural constituent of myelin sheath.
GAAAGUCUCUUCACAUCCUGAUAGCAAUCAUUAAGUUAAGUUGUCUAAAUGUAUUUAUCUGUAUUUAUAUAUUCUGUGGAAGGUGUAGGACCAAGAAAUGUUUGUCCAAUUAAAGUUUUAACUGUCUUUCCUACCUGCCUGUCAACGUAUGUAUAAUUUGCAUACCUCUGCACACCCUGUUCGCGCAGACAGGAUACUUCAUCCGCGCGUUCACUCACGCUGUGCAGACAGAGCGAGAAUGAAUGGCUUCUUUUGUGAGCAACAGAAGAAAGAAACUGAUACUGGUUUGGAACAGCAUGAGGUGUUGGUAGCUGACCUGCCUUUUAUGAAUCGCCAAGGACCACGGUUUCAGCUAAAAAUCUUCUUAACUGUUUUACUGAAGAAAAAGUCACUUACAUCUUGGAUGGCCUGAGUAGGUGAACCGCUGAUGCGUACUCAACAAACAGACCAAAGGCCGUUUCAUACCUCAUGGAGAGAAGAGUACCGAAACAACAAAACUAGCAAAAAUACAUGACAUGAAAGUUUUACAUCUGGUCGCUGCAGACAAGUGGCCAAAGAUGAACUGAGUCAACGACUGCAGUACAAAACUGACUGUUGUGCAGUGACAUUUUUAUGUGAUCAACUCUUUAUACUGAGAAGAAAUGGCUGAUUUUCCUGGGAAGGUCAACACUCAGACCAGCUCUAGUGAACCUCAGAGAAGUUAUGGUAUCCCAGCAAUGGUAGACAUGGACUUCAUCAGGAGUAUUCCUGGUAUCCUACUUAUAGCUGAGAUUUUUGUUGGAUUACUGGUGUGGUCGCUGAUCGCCAGUACCAACUACACCUCGAAUCCUGCUUAUGGUUGGGUGAUGUUUGUCAGCGUGACACUGUGGCUUCUGAGCAUUGCCCUGUUUGUAGUGCUGAUGUUGAGGUUUUAUCAGAGUCUACCCUCAGUGCCCUGGCCUUUAGUGCUCAUGGUGUUCUAUGUAGUCGCAGCUGUUCUAUAUGUAACUGCCUUUUUGGCUGAUGCAGUAUCUGUCCCAUCCUAUAGGCUUUCCUGGCAUGCUCAUCUGGGAGCUUCUGCAUUCUUUGCCAUAGUGGUGACUCUGUUAUACGGAGCUAGCAGCUACUUUGCCUAUUUGGACUGGAGGGGUGAAGGGCAAAAUGCAGCGGCGAGUACAGUGCCUGUGUAGACCAUCCUCUGUUUAACAUUCUCAGUCACUGUGUGAGGACACUUCGAAGGGGAUAUUACUCAGAUUCUUCAGGAACAUCCGACAACCCUUCUGUAUAACGGUGCUCAGCAUAAUUGCUUUAUGGUUUAUAACAUGGACAUUGUGUGUAUGCUUCUGUGCAGCAGGCGUGGGUCAGUAAGAUUUUUUUUAAAAAGGAAUUAAUUAUUUUACUCCGCAAGGAUGCAUUGAAUUGAUCAAAAGUGACAGUAAAUACAUUUAUAAUCUUAAAAAAGAUUUAUUUUAAAAAAUGCUGGGAUGGGAUCGGGAAAGGUCCGCAAGCCGGGACUCGAACUUUUUAUUUUUUAUUGUAUGUUUAUGGUGGCCAGGAGAGCUCAACUCGCUGCAACUUCAGAAAACAUGCAAAUAGAAAAGGCACCAGCAAAUUAAGAAAACAUCUUCAUCAUCAGUUUGACAGCACGUGCUGCAAAUGCUCACAACACAAAACAAAUAAAGAAACGCGCAAGUAGCACAGACCGCAAUUAAAUUACACCAACAAAACGAAAAUUAACCAUUAAUUUUUUUUUGGGAAUAUGGAUUACAAUUUUAUAAUCAGUUGUACAAAUACCAUGGUUAAACUGUGGUUAGUGUAGUAAAUGCAUACUUAAUUUGUGCAUGGUUACCAUGGUUUAACUAGUGUAACCAUUUUUCUUUUUAUGUAAUAAAUGUAUUAAUUAAUUAACUUUAAUAGAAGAACCAUAGGCUAUGGUUUUUUGAAAGGAAAGUUGUAAAAGUAAGCUUACAUAACAUUUUACAAUCACAGUAAUUGUGUAUUUCGUCAGCUUAUUUGGGCUAAUAAUAUUUAUAUUUAUAUAGCUAGGAAAUCAUGAUCAGGAUGUUAAAAUAACAAAAAUCUCACCUUUCAGAGCAAACAUUGAUAAACAUGUCCCAGCCAUGUUUGUCACUUCACUGUUCCUUUAAACAUUUCCGAGCUGGCCAAUUUGCAGCAUGUUUCUUUGUGUUGUGAGCAUUUGCAGCGCAUGUGUUGUCAAAUUGAUGAAGAUGUUUUUUAUUUUGCAUGUAUUUUUAAUUUGCAGUCAGUUGAGCUCACUUGGCCACCUUAUAUAUUUGAUCAAAUAAAUGCAGCCUGAGUAAGCAUUAAGAGAUUAAAAAAAAAAAAAAAUCUUACCAGCCCCAGCUUUUAGUGUACUAUUUUUCUAAGACACACUGAAUGACUUGAGCAAAUAUGUAUUUGAGUG